AUGGUUAUGGUUGGCUCGUCCGAUAUUCCAGAACAGGUCGUUAGUCUCAAUGUCGGUGGGCAGCGAUUUGCCACUAGCUCUCAUACACUCACAUGGAUUCCGGAUUCCUUUUUCACCAGCCUUCUGAGUGGAAGAAUACCAACUGUACGCGAUGACAGCGGAGCAAUAUUCAUUGAUAGAGACCCAGACGUAUUUCGUAUCAUUCUCAACUACCUUCGUACGAAACAGGUGGAUUUGAGCAAUAUAGCACCGAGCACAUUGAAGCACGAAGCGCAAUAUUUCGGCUUAGCGCCGCUGGUGCGACGAUUAACGUUGUGUGAAGAACUAGAUGUGUCCUCCUGUGGAACGGUCCUUUUUCAUGCGAUGAUUCCCGCUCCAAACCUCCCAUUUGAACGAUCCGUAGUUGAAAGAAAGGCGCAGAACUGCACAUCUUCUUCUUCUGAGAAUGGAUCACAACCAUCUAGCACAGAUGUUUCAAAGUCUUCGACAAAUACUGAUACAACGACUUGUGGGUGUUUGAGCAAGACCGCGGCGGCAUCUGGUGGAUCUGUGAUCCCGGAGAGAGCUGAUGGAUGGUAUUCAAGACAUGGAAGCGGGCACAGCACACCAAGAGUAUAUGGGCAUUGCAAGAAGAGUUCAUAUGAACUCGCCAGAUAUAUUCGCAACGAAUUAACUCAUUUGAAGCAUCAGUCACGGGUUCAGUCCGAGGAUGAACCAGAUCCAUUGCGUGUGCGCAUAGUGAGGGCUCAUCACAAUUCAAUUAUUGUCGCUUACGCGUAUUAUGCUUGUGUUUAUCGAAUGAAGGAGUCUCUUGGUUGGCAAAGCGUAUAUAGCACGCCUCGUAUGGAAUCGCUAAUCAGACACGUAGCACUCAACACGAAGUUUGGUCCUCAGAAUACAGACAGAAUGGUGGCUGUGGCUUUGGCAAAUGGAAACAUACUUUUGUGGUCCCUCGAGGAAGGUGAUACUGCCGUGAAAAUCGGAACAUUUUCCUUGUCUGUUGCUGUGGAUAAACUCUUCUUUAUCGGCAGUCAAAUGGUUGCUCUAAGUCGUACAGGAAAAGUAGGCAUUUGGCAUUCAAUGACGCAUAACUGGCAGGUCCAAGACGUUGUUGCCAUAUCGUGUUACGACACCGCUGGGUCAUCUCUUCUGCUGGGUUGCACAAACGGUUCUAUGUAUUAUAUAGACAUGCAGAAAUUCCCAUUAAGGAUGAAAGACAACGAUUUGCUGGUGACUGAACUUUACAAGGACCCGAACGGUGAUGGUAUCACUUCAAUCAGCGUUUAUUUGACGCCGAAAACGAAUGUGUGCGGCAAUUGGAUCGAAAUCGCUUAUGGAACAUCAUCGGGUGCUGUUCGUGUUAUUGUUCAACACCCGGAAACUGUCGGACAUGGACCACAGUUGUUCCAGACGUAUACCGUUCACAAUUCUCCGGUUACACGAGUCACACUGAGUACAAAUCACCUAAUCAGCGUGUGUUCGGAAUACAACCACGUACGGUCAUGGAUGGUGACACGGUUUCGUGGUAUGAUCAGUACACAACCGGGCAGCACUAGUCUUGCAUCAUUCAAAGUUCUAACCUUGGAUUCUACGGACGAUUCGGUGGAUCGAGACUACGCUGAUCCU
Messenger RNA from Ostertagia ostertagi, 1626 nucleotides. The record is from the annotation of a GenBank genome assembly. NCBI's taxonomy places the organism in Eukaryota, Metazoa, Nematoda, Chromadorea, Rhabditida, Trichostrongylidae.